GGCCAGUAGAAUUUUAAUGAAACCCAGAAUUGAGACCUGGAGCCAGGUGAUGGAGAUAAAUCACCGAGCCUUUUGGCUCUUCCAGAAAAGAUGUAUUCUCUUAUACCUGGCCCAUCACUUUCCAGUAUUGGUUUUCCCUGUAGCCAUUCACACAGUGGGAAGGGACAGUGGCUGUCUUGAUGAAGAAUCAAGAAAAGUCUGAGGGAGUGAAUGACUAAUAAAAGAGAUGGGCUCUUGAAAAGCUUUAAAAUAGUAGAUGUUGUUAGACGUUCAGGUUCUUAGUUGUUGAUGCAUGUGAAGGCUACUGGCGAGUGGUAGGAUAUUUAAAAAUGGUCUUUCCUGAUUCUCCUUCCUUUUCUACUGUAGACACACACACGUGUCAGUUUUUGAUGCCCCCUCUCCCUCCUUAGUCCAUCCAGGCCAACCUUCGUGCUGAGUGCCCCUGUGGAAGACCAGCAUGGCCUUCCCUUGGGAGAGAGGUACCCUUGGGAGGAUGAUGUCUACAGAAAGUGCCAACAGCUUCACUCUGAUCGGGGAGGCAUCUGAUGGCGGCACCAUGGAGAAUCUCAGCCGAAGACUGAAGGUCACUGGGGACCUUUUUGACAUCAUGUCAGGCCAGACCGAUGUGGAUCACCCGCUGUGUGAGGAAUGCACAGACACUCUUUUAGACCAACUGGACACUCAGCUCAACGUCACUGAAAAUGAGUGUCAGAACUACAAACGCUGUUUAGAGCUCUUAGAGCAGAUGAAUGAGGACGACAGUGAACAGCUACAGAGGGAGCUAAAGGAGCUGGCAUUAGAGGAGGAGAGGCUGAUCCAGGAGCUGGAAGAUGUGGAAAAGAACCGCAAGAUAGUGGCGGAAAAUCUCGAGAAGGUCCAGGCUGAGGCUGAGAGACUGGAUCAGGAGGAAGCUCAGUAUCAGAGGGAGUACAGUGAAUUUAAGCGACAACAGCUGGAGCUGGACGAUGAGCUGAAGAGUGUGGAAAACCAGAUGCGUUAUGCCCAGAUGCAGCUGGACAAGCUGAAGAAAACUAAUGUCUUCAAUGCGACCUUCCACAUCUGGCACAGUGGACAGUUCGGCACAAUCAAUAACUUCCGACUGGGUCGCCUGCCCAGUGUUCCCGUGGAAUGGAAUGAGAUCAAUGCUGCCUGGGGUCAAACGGUGUUGCUGCUCCAUGCCCUGGCCAAUAAGAUGGGUCUGAAAUUUCAGAGGUAUCGACUUGUUCCCUAUGGAAACCAUUCGUAUCUGGAGUCUCUGACAGACAAAUCUAAGGAGCUGCCGUUAUAUUGCUCUGGGGGGUUGCGGUUUUUCUGGGACAACAAGUUUGACCAUGCCAUGGUGGCUUUCCUGGACUGUGUGCAGCAGUUCAAAGAAGAGGUAGAGAAAGGCGAGACCCGUUUUUGUCUUCCUUACAGGAUGGAUGUGGAGAAGGGCAAGAUUGAAGACACAGGAGGAAGUGGCGGCUCCUAUUCGAUCAAAACGCAGUUUAACUCUGAGGAACAGUGGACAAAAGCUCUCAAGUUCAUGCUGACGAAUCUUAAGUGGGGGCUUGCUUGGGUGUCCUCACAGUUUUAUAACAAAUGACUUUUUUUUUCCUUAGGGAAAUGUUUGCCUUAAAGGCUUUAAAUUUUGUUUUGUUUGCAAAGAGAAAAAUGUUUUAAAUUAAAUUCGGGUACUAUUAAACAGCACAUGUUUACAAUACCAAAAAAGAAAAAAAAUCCACAAAAGCCACUUUAUUUUAGGGUAUCAUGUGACAGAUGGUUUCCAGAGCUACCAGCCUUUGUCAUAUUUUUGACUCUUAACCCCAUACCUUCCUUGCCCUCUCUCCUCUCAAAACAACUAAUUUAAAUUUGCUUUUGUUGUUGUUGUUGUUGUUAACUGAGUUGAAUUGAGAUUGAUGUGUUUUCACUGGGUUUUAUCUCUCUCAACUUCCUGCACUUACAAUAUGAACUAGAAACUUUUUUUUUUUUUAAGAUUUUAUUUAGUCAUUUGACAGAGAGAGACACAGCGAGAGAGGGAACACAAGCA
This is a messenger RNA of Neomonachus schauinslandi (Hawaiian monk seal), 2029 nucleotides long. It is a transcript of the gene BECN1, whose product is annotated as beclin 1. Gene Ontology annotation, biological process: cellular response to nitrogen starvation; autophagosome assembly; late endosome to vacuole transport. The record is from RefSeq and is a predicted model, not a curated record. Lineage: Eukaryota; Metazoa; Chordata; Mammalia; Carnivora; Phocidae. The transcript is spliced from 9 exons. Gene Ontology annotation, cellular component: phosphatidylinositol 3-kinase complex, class III, type II; phagophore assembly site; phosphatidylinositol 3-kinase complex, class III, type I. The coding region runs from base 458 to 1585 and encodes 375 amino acids.